UUUAUUUUCUGUUGAGUUUCCAAACUCUGUGUUUACAGUUGUUUGUUUACUGCUUGUUUUUUUCGUAGUAGUUAGUGCAUUUUUUAUUUAAUUGCUUAAAAUUAGUAGUAGAUUUUUACAAAAAUCAUAAUAAAUAAUGACUUGUGAAAAAUUAAGUAACGCGGAGGAGAUGGAAAUUGAAGAAUCUCCGUGUUCGACGGCAAAAUUGGAUGUGACUGACAUGCCAUCGAAAAAAGCAAGAGUUUCCAAUUGUGAUGUGUUUUUUCUUGUUAUGCCAAUAAUUACCCACAUUAUUGACAUUAUUUCUGAUAUUAAUGUCGCUCGGCAUUAUAUUGUCAUUAAUGAGUACAGUUAUUUUGCGAGCACAAUUAUUGUUAUCUUAGUUCCAUCUCUCAUAAACAAUGCCGUUAGCUAUAGAAUGCGUCAACAAGAUCGAGAGAAACUUUUGGAAACUUCCUCGGAGGAGAAACGACCUUGGAAUUGUUCGCGAAUAUUUGGAACAAUAUCGUCAAUAAUAUUCCAAGUUGCUCCAUUGAGACGUUAUUGGACUGCCUUGAGAUAUGGUUUGGCAUCGAGAAAAUGUCAAAAAUCAGAAGACACUGCUGGACAAAAGCAGAAUUAUUUGAGAAUGGUUAAGGAAAAUGAGGACAUUGCACUGAUAACGAUUUUAGAAUGUUUUUUGGAAACGGCACCUCAACAAGUGCUACAGUGUGCAAUUAUUUUGACAAACUACCAAGGCCAAUUCUCAAUUACUUUGAUACAUCAAAUUUUAUGCAUUGUGAGUUCUUUCAUUAGCAUGGGAUGGUCAAUGGCAUCUUAUAAUUGCAGUAUUCGUUUAGCUCAGAAUGAUAAGUUGAAUAUUGGAAAUACUGGAACUGUUUUACAAUUUUUGUGGCAUCUUUUGAUUACAGUUUCAAGAAUCAUAACAUUUGCGACAACAUUGAUGUUGUCAACAGUGUGCACGAUAAUUUUCAUUGUUGUCCAUUGGUUUUCGAUGACAAUGUGGAUAAUCAAGGAUUCUCAUGGCACAACGGAAUUUUGCAGAAAUCGUGAGAAACCACCACACGCAAAUCUAUCUCUAAUUGAACGUUUUAAUUCAACAUGUUUUUCAUUUUUAUUUGGUUUCGUUUACAAUUUUGCGUACGUAAAUUUUGACGAGAGCAGUACGUACAUGAGACAUUUUAUUUAUUAUACCGUAUGUAUUAUCGAGAAUAUGAUAGUCUGCGUGCUUUUCAUUUUAACACCAUCACAGAGAACAAUUUGUUUCUGUUUAAAUGGUAUUUGCUAUAAUUGCGUUCUUCCAAUUUUAUGUCUUCUUCCAUAUGUUAUCGGUGUUGCGAUAAUGAUCACUUACUAUCUCUUCUUUCAUCCUUCAAGACGACAAAAGGUUUUAAGGGAACCUUAGACUUUUCGUUUAUAGUUAAUCCAACGAUGCUAUAUUGAAUAUUUUAUUGCAUAGAGUUUUUACUACACAAGCAGAGUUGCCACAGGUCAGGGAAAUCAAGGAAAGAAAUUUAAUUAUGUUUCGAAAUUUUUUGUUUUUAAAUUCGAGACAAAUUUUCAAUUAUCUUUAUAAAUAAUACAAUUUUAUAAAUUUCUGUGAA
Molecule: messenger RNA, 1604 nt
Organism: Leptopilina heterotoma
Lineage: Eukaryota; Metazoa; Arthropoda; Insecta; Hymenoptera; Figitidae
Product: XK-related protein 4
Exons: 4
Coding region: 137-1405 (422 amino acids)
Biological process (GO): engulfment of apoptotic cell; apoptotic process involved in development; phosphatidylserine exposure on apoptotic cell surface
Cellular component (GO): plasma membrane
Source: RefSeq, a predicted model, not a curated record